AUGUCAUUAAACCUAGAUCCUAAUAGUCUUGAAAGGGCUGCUGAAGCAAUUAGAGAAAUAUAAAAAAGUCCUAAUGCUAAGCUUAUUUACCAAGGUAUAAUUGAGUAGGAGAGAGCGUUAGCAUUUUAAAGAUAAGCUGAAUUAGAGAGGGAAAAGGGCGAAACAAUUAAAAUAAGACAGGAAGAAGCUAGGAGAACAAGUACUCAUGAGAAAGAGUAAAAAAAAAAUUUGGAAGAAUACAGAGAUAAAUUGGAAAGAAAGAGAUUUACAGAAUAGCUAGUUGAAAAGUAAAAGAGAUAGGAAGAAAUUAAUAGGACAACUGAAGAAUCAAUAAGGAGAUAAGAGGAGAUAAAAUUAUAGUCAAUGGAGAAGUAAAUGAAAGAAUAGCUAAAGCUUGAAGAAAAGAAGGCUGAGCUUUUGGCAAAAGCUAAAUCCUAAGCUUAUAGAUAAAAUUUUGAUCUGAAGGUUAAAGAAAUUAUCAAAAAAGAAGAGGAAAGAAGAUAAACUCUAAAAGAGCUUGCAGCAAUUACAUUUGAUAACUUCGCUCAUGGUAUUGAAUACAUAUAAAAAAACAAAGGAUUUGCUAUCACUAUUGGUAUAUAUACAGGUUUGAUAUCCUUAGCUUUCUAUUUAUCUAAAUCAAGUAUAAACUUAGCCUCUAAAUUUUUAGAAAUGAGAUUAGUAUAGCCUUCAUUAGUUAGAGAAACAUCAAGACCAACUACAAAAAAUUUAAUAUCUGGUCAAUCUUUAAGGUUUAUAAAUUCUUUCAAAUCAAAUAAAAGUUUGUAAGAUAACAUAUUUUCUAAUAUUGUGUUGCCUUAACACCUUGAAGGCUAAUUACAAUCUAUUUCAUAUUCAAUUUUGAACAAAAAGAGAAAUCUGGCUCCACUUAGAAAUAUGCUUAUUUAUGGUCCACCUGGAACAGGAAAAACUCUUUUUGCAAAAAAACUGGCAUAUUCAUCAAAUAUGGAUUAUGCAAUUAUGGCUGGUAGUGAUAUAGCUCCAUUGAAAGAAAAUGCUGUAGAGGCAAUAAAUAAAGUUUUUGACUGGGCUGAAAAAUCUUCAAGAGGUAUAAUAAUAUUUAUUGAUGAAGGUGAUGCCUUUUUUAGAAACAGAGACGAUAAAAGUAUGAGUGAGAAUGUUAGAAACUGCAUUAAUACUUUCUUAUAUAGAACAGGUACACCUAGUAAAAAUGUAAUGUUUGUAGUAGCUACUAACUAUCCUGAAAUCAUAGAUAAAGCAUUAAAUGAUAGAGUUGAUAACUAUUUAUACUUUCCUCUUCCAUCUGCAGAUGAAAGAUUUAGGUUACUCAACUUAUUUUUUUCAAAGUACUUUGAUUAUAAAUUUUCACUAUUAAAUGAGAUAAAAAAUAUCUGGUGGAAACCAUCAAGUUUGAUUUUUAGACCUAAAAUUAUUAAGUAAGACCAUAAUAUUGAUGAAUAGUUUUUACGUUCUAUAGCUGAAUAAACAGAAGGAUUUUCAGCUAGAGAAAUAGAAAAAUUUAUAAUUGCUUGUCAUAACUCAGCUUUCUAUCAAAAAGAACCUUCUUUGGAUAAAAAUGUUGUUUAAAUGGUUCUCUAAUAAGUAUUAUAAGAACAUAAAAACAAAAAUUAAUGGGUAAAAUGA
Messenger RNA from Tetrahymena thermophila SB210, 1626 nucleotides. Its product is annotated as ATPase family AAA domain protein 3A. Gene Ontology annotation, molecular function: ATP hydrolysis activity; zinc ion binding; ATP binding. NCBI's taxonomy places the organism in Eukaryota, Ciliophora, Oligohymenophorea, Hymenostomatida, Tetrahymenidae. The record is from RefSeq and is a predicted model, not a curated record. Gene Ontology annotation, cellular component: mitochondrion. Gene Ontology annotation, biological process: mitochondrion organization. The transcript has 5 exons.